Messenger RNA from Nicotiana attenuata, 1600 nucleotides. RefSeq names its product probable sodium/metabolite cotransporter BASS1, chloroplastic. The transcript is spliced from 7 exons. Lineage: Eukaryota; Viridiplantae; Streptophyta; Magnoliopsida; Solanales; Solanaceae. The record is from RefSeq and is a predicted model, not a curated record. Gene Ontology annotation, cellular component: membrane. The coding region runs from base 94 to 1326 and encodes 410 amino acids.
AGUGUGAAAUUUAUAAUGAUGGACCGAUGGGUGACUAGCAGAAAAGUUGCUUCGUUGUCGGAGUGUUGAACAGCCACUGAACUGGGGGAAAAAAUGCAGGCGUUUCUAUCAACACCAAAUACAGCAAAAACCUGUUACUCCAAUCACACAAGAUUAAUACACAACAAUCAAUAUCUCACCUCUAGAAAUUUCCGUUUGCCCCUUUCACCAUCCCCUAAAUCACUUCACUUCUCAAACUCCCAUUCACCAAUUCUUGUUUUGAAUCAAAAACCCAAACCCAUUUCCCAAAUAUCGAGCAGGUCAAUACGUGGACCUCUUCUGUGUGCAAAUUCGUCAAAUGCCAUUACUGCAGAUGAUAAUAACAGCAAGAAAAGCUUCGGGGAUUGGAUCCAAACUGUUGGGGAGGCCAUUUCUGUCUUGUUUCCUUUAUGGGUAGCUUUGGGUUGCUUAAUUGGGCUGUUCAAACCCAAUUCCUAUAAUUGGGUCAAACCCCAAUGGACCGUGAUGGGUAUUACUCUUACGAUGCUUGGGAUGGGAAUGACUCUUACUUUUGAUGACCUUCGUUCUGCUUUAGCUAUGCCUAAACAGUUAUUCUGCGGUUUCGUCCUUCAGUACUCGGUAAUGCCUUUAUCAGGAUAUUUUAUUAGUAAGCUGUUAAAUUUGCCAUCCCAUUAUGCAGCAGGCUUGAUAUUGGUUGGCUGCUGUCCUGGAGGGACGGCAAGUAACAUUGUCACUUACAUUGCACGUGGAAAUGUGGCGCUUUCAGUAUUGAUGACUGCUGCAAGUACCCUAUCUGCCGUGGUGAUGACCCCUUUCCUAACAGAGAAACUUGCAGGGCAAUUUGUUGCAGUAGAUGCAGCUGGACUUUUCAUGUCCACUUUGCAGGUGGUUCUUCUUCCUGUCUUAGCUGGUGCAUUUCUGAAUCAGUAUUUCAAAGGCCUUGUCAAAAUUGUGUCUCCAUUGAUGCCCCCUAUUGCUGUAGCAACUGUUGCAGUUCUUUGUGGAAAUGCAAUUGCGCAGAGUUCUUCUGCAAUCCUCAUGUCAGGUCAACAGGUCGUCUUAGCUGCUGCUCUUCUUCAUGCAUCUGGUUUCUUCUUUGGCUACGUACUCUCAAGGAUGCUCGGGGUUGAUGUAUCAUCCUCAAGGACAAUAUCUAUUGAAGUCGGCAUGCAGAACUCAGUUCUUGGAGUAGUUCUUGCCACUCAGCACUUUGGUAAUCCCCUUACUGCAGUACCAUGUGCAGUUUCUAGUGUUUGUCACUCAAUAUUUGGCAGUGCCUUGGCUGGUAUCUGGAGGCGCUCUGUUCCCGAUCAAGUGCAGCACUGAGUCACUCUCUUGGUGUAUCUUGGCAAUUGUUCUGAGAUUGUAGCGUUCUUUUUUCUACACUGCAUUGCAAAGUGAUACAUCAAGCUUGUUAGUCAUUAGAAGUCCCUAGUGUUGAUGUCUGGUUAAUCACCAUUGAUAUUCGAUACCAACAACAUUUUUAUUUUUUUGGUGGUGAUUUCAAGGUGUUCCAGCUAACUUUUGAAUUCUGGGAACUUCUAAAACUGCUUCGAUAAGAAAAAUUGAUCAAUUACGCUGGAAGUACCUAUGGUUAUAA